GAGUAGACAGCCCGUGAUGAUGAUGAUGAAGAUGAUGAUGAUGAUGAUGAUGGAGCUCUGUCUAGUCGACAGUGCUCAUGAUGAUGCCAUCUGACACCUCCAGUGACAUUAUGCACAUUCGGCUCGCUUGACACGCGAUGUGACUGCGGACUCGAGUCAGGUAUGACUCGGAUGCUCGUAGCUAGCUAGCUUAGCCGUUAGCUUAGCCCUCAUCCACCCUGCUGCAGUCGGAGAGCUCCAGUCAGCAGGCGGCUAACAGCUCCAGCUGAUCAGCUGCAGCACCACACACAGCCCGGCGAGGAGAUGGUGAUGAUGAUGAUGAUGAUGAUGAUGAUGAUGAUGAUGAUGAUGAUGAUGAUGAGGCCUUAAUGUCAGAUCGGAAACGGUGUGUGCGGUCAUCAGAUACAGACAUGGCGUCGCAGCUCCAGGUGUUCUCCUCACCCUCCGUGUCCUCCAGUGCCUACUCUCGUUCAAAGAGGCUCAAAGUGGAGAAUCCUGCCUGGGAUGUGUCAAACCAGCUGGGAGAUAAUGGUUACUACCAGCAGAGCCCCACCCAGGGAGCUGCACCCUCCACUUCUGGCUCUAACUUCAACCAAGUGUACAACUCCAAUCAGGUGCAUCCUCCGACAGCCGGCUCCCGGGAGCAGACGGUGGUGCGGGCAGCAGACAGCACAGGUAGCGUUCGCGGACCUCCCUCCUCCUCCUCCUCAUCGUCCUCGUCCAGCCGUCGUGUCAAGGAUGCAGAGUCCUCCUCCCAGCCGUGCGACCUCUACCACAAGCAGUACAGCUUGAAGCGGAAGAGUGAGGAGGUGGACAGCAGCGACAGCGUUCAGAUACUGGAGGAGCUCUCGGCCCCCGUGGUCUCGAACCGUACCGGUGGUGGAGGGGGAACCACCACCGCUCAGUCCAUAGCACAUUCCACUUCUACCACAAAGAGCAGCAACUCCCACAGCGAGGGCGACUACCAGCUGGUCCAACAUGAGAUUCUGUGCUCGAUGUCCAACAGCUACGAGGUGCUCGAGUUCCUGGGACGCGGCACCUUUGGUCAGGUGGCCAAAUGCUGGAAGCGGGGCACAAAUGAGAUAGUGGCAAUUAAGAUCUUGAAGAACCAUCCCUCUUAUGCUCGACAAGGUCAAAUUGAAGUGAGCAUCCUCAGCAGGCUGAGCACAGAGAACGCUGAUGAGUUCAACUUUGUCCGCUCGUACGAGUGUUUCCAGCACAAGAACCACACGUGCCUUGUGUUUGAGAUGCUGGAGCAGAACCUUUACGACUUCCUGAAGCACAGCAAGUUCAGCCCUCUGCUGCUCAAGUGCAUUCGGCCCAUUCUUCAGCAGGUGGCCACGGCACUGAUGAAGCUGAAGAGCCUGGGGCUGAUCCACGCCGACCUGAAGCCCGAGAACAUCAUGUUAGUGGACCCUCUGAGGCAGCCGUACAGAGUCAAAGUCAUUGAUUUCGGCUCGGCCAGCCACGUGUCCAAAGCGGUCUGCUCCACCUACCUGCAGUCGCGAUACUACAGAGCUCCGGAGAUCAUCCUGGGCCUUCCUUUCUGUGAAGCGAUUGACAUGUGGUCGUUAGGAUGUGUCAUCGCUGAGCUGUUCUUGGGAUGGCCUCUUUACCCUGGCGCCUCAGAGUAUGAUCAGAUUCGUUACAUUUCCCAGACACAGGGCCUUCCUGCAGAGUACCUGCUGAGUGCAGGAACCAAGACCAGCCGCUUCUUUAACAGAGGCCCCGACUCCAGCUACCCCCUCUGGAGACUCAAAACUCCUGCAGAGCACGAGGCGGAGAUGGGCAUCAAGUCAAAGGAGGCACGGAAAUACAUCUUCAACUGUCUGGAUGAUAUGAUGCAGGUGAACAUGACAAACCUGGAGGGGACCGACAUCUUAGCAGAGAAGGCUGACAGGCGGGAGUUCAUAGACCUGCUGAAGAAGAUGCUGACGUUGGACGCAGACAAACGAAUCACGCCCAUGAAGACGCUGAACCAUCCCUUUGUUACCAUGACGCACCUGCUGCACUUUCCUCACAGCUCACACGUGAAGUCCUGCUUUCAAAAUAUGGAUAUAUGCAAACGCAGAUGCAGCGCCUUUGAGAAUGGAAAAAAUAUGUUUGCCAGCAGCAAUACCCCGAGUGCAGCCACCAACCUCACUGUCACAUUCAGUAGCCAACUAAACCAGCACAACCAGAUGGCCUCUACAGGAGGCCAGUCCCUGUCCCUCAGCAGUAACGUCCCGUUGCUGAACUACCAACCCGGCCUCUACCAGCAGGCCACCAUAAACAUCCCCGGCCUGACCCAGCAAGGUGUGCCACUGCAGACCAGACCUACCCAGCUCUGCGCCCAGACCGAGCCCUUCCAGCAAACACUCAUAGUUUGCCCUCCCACCAUACAGGGUCUUCAAACAUCCAGUAAGCCCUCUGGUUAUCCAGUGAGGAUGGACAACUCUGUUCCCUUAGUUCCUCAGAACCAGUCGUCCCAGUCUCUUCACAUCCAGCCCGGCAUGCUAGCACAGGCCUCCCUCGAUCCCCUGCUGGUCGGCAGCCUGUGCUCCUCAGUGGCGGGAAUGCCGCCUCUAGGUUCGGUGCUGCUGCCAGUUGGCUGCAGGGGCGCGAGCCUCAGCGGCUUACUGGAUCAGAAUGCCUCCGUGCAGCAGGGCUGGCCAGCAGGCACACAGCAGAUCCUCAUCCCCUCGACAUGGCAGCAGAUGCCAGGCAUGGCCAUCCACAACCCUGGGCAGGCCGUGGUGCCCGACUCACCCAUGGGAGCCCCAAUCUCCGACAGUCAACAAGCUUCUGGCUGGAGGGGUCGUCAUGGAAGCCAAUACGAUGGAGUCAGCCAGCAGGACUCUGGUGUUGGCCGUCACGCUGCCUCCCAGAGCCACAACUCAGGGGCCGCUCACUCCAGAUCCCAACAGGGCAAGAGGUCAAAGGCUCGACAUGCAGAGAGCAGAGCCAGGCCCGUGUCAUCGGCCACCACUGUGGUGCACAACACUUCUGCUUUUGCUGGUGACCAGUCUCAGCCCAUCGUCAUCUCGGACACACCAAGCCCUGCCGUCAGCAUCAUCACCAUCCACAGCGACUCCGAAGACGAGGAUGACAGGAAGUUCCCGGCUGCCUGCUCUGGAACAAGCCAGAGGACCAACGUGAUCAGCUGUGUGACGGUGCACGACUCCCAUGACUCAGACUCCUCCACCAGCAGCCCCCUGAGUCCCAAGACCACCUCACAGCCCACCAAGUCUCUGGCCAUCAUCAUGCCAUCUGUGAAGAGCCAGCCGGGGGAGAGCACAACCCACAAAGCUCCAGCAGCUCCAGAUCAAGCUACAAGUGGCUCUGGAAAAUCCAAGAAGGCGUCGACUCAGCAGUCCAGUCGGGCGGGAGAUUCCAACACUGAUCGCCAUCAACGGGCCACGUCCAGCAGAUCUCAGCCUCUGAACUUGAGUCAGGUACAGCAGUCUGUGAUGUCAUCAUCCCAUGACCAAACAGGAAGCAGUAGUUCUCUGAGGUGGCAGCCCACGUACCCCCCUCCUGUCUCAUCCCACUCCUCUUACCGGCUUCACGAGAACACCCUCUUCAGCUCAACCCCGAAUCUAUACGCCUACCCGGCCUCUGCCGCCCUGGCCUCUGUGUCCCAAGCUGUGGACCAGAUGCAAGGCGGCUCGUCCCGCCACGGCAGGGCAAGCGGAGCCUACUCUUCCCUGGCGCUGCUCCAGAAGAAUGGCAGCCUGGCCCUGGGAGGCUCUGCUCCGGGACAGUACGGCAACCACCACCAACAGCAGCAGCAGCAGCAGCAGCUGGGAGGGCAGCCUUUUCACCACGCCAGUGCUACUUACCAGCGAAAACUCAACCAGUAUCCCUACCUGUAAAGACUGAAGGGCUGCAUGGAGACCAAAUGGAGACCGAGACUAGAGACGAGCACAAGCUCAUCACGGGUGGCUGUGAUCAGACUUUUAACUUUCCUUUACUUUCCAGUCCUUGUUUUUACAACUUCCUGUGAUUAUUGUGGAUAAAAUAAUCAUAGAACAUAUUUAUAGUUUCA
Messenger RNA from Epinephelus lanceolatus (giant grouper), 4027 nucleotides. RefSeq names its product homeodomain interacting protein kinase 1a (gene hipk1a). Gene Ontology annotation, biological process: peptidyl-threonine phosphorylation; intrinsic apoptotic signaling pathway in response to DNA damage by p53 class mediator; smoothened signaling pathway. Gene Ontology annotation, cellular component: PML body; cytoplasm; nucleus. The record is from RefSeq and is a predicted model, not a curated record. NCBI's taxonomy places the organism in Eukaryota, Metazoa, Chordata, Actinopteri, Perciformes, Serranidae. Gene Ontology annotation, molecular function: protein serine/threonine kinase activity; protein tyrosine kinase activity; ATP binding.